This is a messenger RNA of Camellia sinensis, 807 nucleotides long. Its product is annotated as protein BUNDLE SHEATH DEFECTIVE 2, chloroplastic. Gene Ontology annotation, molecular function: protein folding chaperone. The record is from RefSeq and is a predicted model, not a curated record. NCBI's taxonomy places the organism in Eukaryota, Viridiplantae, Streptophyta, Magnoliopsida, Ericales, Theaceae. Gene Ontology annotation, cellular component: chloroplast stroma; protein folding chaperone complex.
AUAUUUUGUGCAGCUUCAGCCAGCAGAGUCCAACAGUGGUCACUGGUUCCUUUUCAAUUCAAUUCAAUUCUUCACAUAGAAAGAAUUUAAAUUCCUAAAAGAAAUGGCCAACUCACUGUGUUUCACACCUCUCACUUCCCUCAAUCCCCCCAACAAACCAGGGCUUGUUGUUGGCAAUUCCACUGCUCGGAAGCUUAUUUGGAUGAAUGGCAUAACCCAGAACUGUAAAAAUACUAAAUUUCAAUCGUUUGAGGCUAAAGCUACAGAUAGUAACCAAAGCACCAAACAAAAUAGCAUAGUUUGUGCUAAAUGUGAAGGAAAUGGUGCUAUACUGUGUCCACAAUGUGAAGGUAAUGGAGUCAACUCUGUAGAUCACUUCAAUGGACGGUUUAAAGCUGGUGGAUUAUGUUGGCUGUGCAGAGGUAAAAAGGAGAUUUUGUGUGGGGAGUGUAAUGGAGCUGGCUUUCUUGGUGGAUUCAUGAGCACCUUUGAUGAAUAGAAGUCCGUAGGAUUUGGAUCUUCCAGUGAGUUGUGCUGGAAUUCAAGACAAAUGUGGGAGACAAUUUUUUCAGUUUCUUUGUUUGUGUAUCUUUGACAGCAAUGACAUGCAUCAACAUAAUGUCCAUUUUCCGAAAAAUUAUAUACUUUUAAUGGGUUACAGUGAUUCAAAUUAGUUAAGAAAAACAAUGUUUUUGAUCCAUUUGUUAUGGACCAAUGUUAUAAUUGUGGUUGCACCAUGUAUUACUUUUGUUCAUUUUUUGCUUUGUAAAUUAGUUGGAAUACUGAAACAAGGACUUUGCCAUCACU